CCUCGAUUAUUCCGCGCGCUCAGGAAGUGUGUAAAAAGCAGCGCUCUAAAUAAUACACGUCUAGCGAGCGCUGUUUUCCAUUUUAUUACAGUUUUCGACUCGUAUCAGUGUGUAGUUUUAAUAAUUACUGCAGGACAGUAGAGCUACACUCUUAAACCAAGAUGUUUGCCGGGUUGUCUGAGCUCGGGAUAUCUAAUGGCGAAGAUCUGAAGGAAACUUUGACGAACUGCACAGAGCCUCUGAAAGCUAUCGAUCAGUUUCAGAUGGAGAACGGCAUAUUGUUGCCGACGCUGCAGUCUGCGCUUCCCUUCCUCGAUCUUCACGGCACUCCUCGGCUGGAGUUUCACCAGUCUGUGUUUGACGAGCUCCGGGACAAGCUCAUGGAGCGAGUGGCUUUCAUCGCCGAAGGCAAAGACGAGGACAGAUACCACAAGUUGGAGGAACUUCUGGAGAAGAGCUUCCCGCUGGUCAAGAUGCUGUCCAUUCAGCCGGUCGUCAUGCAGGUUAUGAAACACCUACCAAAGGUCCCGGAGAAGAAGCUGAAGCAGGUGAUGGCCGAUAAGGAGCUGUAUAAAGUCUGUGCGGUGGAAGUGAAGAGACAGAUCUGGCAGGAUAACCAGGCUCUGUUUGGCGAUGAAGUCUCUCCUUUGCUCAAGCAGUACAUCGUGGAGAAAGAGGCAGCUCUGUUCAGCAGCGAUCUCUCCAUCCUGCAUAACUUUUUCAGUCCUUCUCCCAAAACCAGGCGUCAGGGAGAGGUUGUGCAGAAGCUCACGCAGAUGAUCGGGAAGAACGUUAAACUCUACGACAUGGUGCUGCAGUUCCUCAGGACGCUUUUCCUGCGCACCCGAAACGUGCACUACUGCACCCUGCGUGCUGAGCUGCUCAUGUCCCUGCACGAUCUGGACGUCAGUGAGAUCUGCUCCGUCGAUCCCUGUCACAAAUUCACCUGGUGCCUGGACGCCUGCAUCAGGGAAAAGUUUGUCGAUGCCAAACGAGCCCGAGAGCUGCAGGGUUUCUUGGACAGUAUGAAGAAAGGCCAGGAGCAAGUCCUCGGGGACCUCUCGAUGAUCCUGUGUGACCCGUUUGCCAGUAACACACUCGUCUUGAGCACAGUGAGGAACCUGCAGGAGCUGCUCAGCCAGGACGCCUUGCCCAGAGACAGUCCAGACCUGCUGCUGCUCCUCAGGAUGCUGUGUCUCGGUCAGGGAGCCUGGGACAUGAUUGACAGCCAGGUUUUCAAAGAGCCACGGCUGGAACUGGAGGUUGUUACACGUUUCCUCCCGGCCAUGAUGUCGAUAGUGGUGGACGAUUACACCUUUACUGUAGAACAGAAACUCCCCAGUGAAGAGAAGAGCUCCCUCACCUACCCCAACACAUUGCCUGACACUUUUACCAGAUAUCUGCAGGAAAACAGAGUUGCAUGUGAGAUGGGUCUGUAUUAUGUACUCCAUAUUGCUAAGCAAAGGAAUAAGAACGCUCUGCAGAGGUUACUCCCUUCAUUAGUGGAGACGUACAACGACAUGGCAUUCGGAGACAUUUUCCUUCAUCUCCUUACCGGCCAUCUGACCCUUCUCUCUGAUGAGUUCGGCACUGAGGAGUUCUGCACGUCCGUUUUCGACAAUUUCCUCCUCACGUCCUCAUCCAGCAAGGAGAAUGUGCAUCGACAUGCGCUGCGCUUGUUGAACCAUCUUCACCAGAAAGUGCACUCCUCUUCCCUGGAAGCAUUGAUGAAGACACUUGAACCACCCAAACAGAGCAGUGAGCCGGUAAAAGAGCUCUACACACAGCUGGUGGAAAAGAUCGAGGCGUCUAAACGGAGUCCACCAGAACCCGAGGAAACUCCGACCCUGGACCUGGGCCUGCAUCCGGUCACCGUCCCCACCACGCCCACCACUCCUCUCUGAUACACACCGCAGAGACACAGAGACGGACUCCGAGACUCUCUCUUUCUAUUUUUUUUCUUAUCCAAAGCUCAUUUUAUAAACAUCGGCGCCGUUAAAUGUUUGUUUUUCUUACGAGCGAGUAUUUUAAAGCGUGAUCUUGUCUCAUUGUCGUAUCGGUUCAUAGUGAUACAGCUCUCAUGAGCGACUCGGUGGCUUGUGGAUUGUUUGUAGUCCAGCUGUAAAUAAAUUUAUUUAGAAACCCAA
Hemibagrus wyckioides is the source of this 2147-nucleotide messenger RNA. It is a transcript of the gene nelfb, whose product is annotated as negative elongation factor complex member B. Gene Ontology annotation, biological process: negative regulation of transcription elongation by RNA polymerase II. Bases 162 to 1904 code for a protein of 580 amino acids. The transcript has 13 exons. Gene Ontology annotation, cellular component: NELF complex; nucleus. NCBI's taxonomy places the organism in Eukaryota, Metazoa, Chordata, Actinopteri, Siluriformes, Bagridae. The record is from RefSeq and is a predicted model, not a curated record.